AGAGUGCUUAUGGGUUCCAGGACGAACCUCUCUACCAUCUUACUGUGCUGGCAGUAGGGUUUUUAAAAACCCCCCCAACGAUAAAGCCUAAUCUCUCUCUUCUCUCUGUCGUGUCCAGGUUUGCAUUCUAAAGGUGGUGAGCUUCUAAACAUUAUGUAUGCUGUGAAGGGUGGCUGGGUUGGUCAAACGUUUGCCCUGGCUAGAAGGAAUGACUCUGAAGGGAGGAAGUCUCGGAUUCGGCGUUCAAAGGAGGAAAGGAAGGCAAUGGUUGAAUCCUUUAUAAAGAAAUAUCAGAAGUCAAACAGUGGGAAUUUCCCAUCACUUAAUCUCACACACAAGGAAGUCGGUGGGUCUUUCUACACAGUGCGGGAGAUUGUUAGAGACAUAAUCCAGGAAAAUAGAGUGCUGGGCCCUGCUAAGUUGAGUCCUGAGGAACAGGGCAGUGAUCUGUUCUUGGAACAACGGAGCAAUGAUCAUUUCUUGGUACAAGACCCAUUGUGUUCAAUUGCCACUGAACCUCAAACUUUGUUUUUAAAAUCCAAUGAAACUCAUCUUAUAUUUAAUCAUCAGCAGGGAACAAGUGAAGAACUGGUAUUAGGUUCUGAUGGGCAUAAUACUGGACCUGACCAUCAGGUGUUUGAAAAUGGGCAAAUUGUAAAUGGAAACCAGGUAAAAUUGACAAACCGAAAAUCUGAUGGACUGCCUUAUUUAGAGUUGCAAGUAAGUGAACUCACAGGAGCAGAGAAACAUCUUGAGGAAGAAUGGGCAGCAUCAAUGGAAAAAUUGACUCUUACAACUGCAGAGGAAGAGCAAGUCUUAGUCUCUGAUGGGAAUGUAUCAGAAUAUCAGGUGCCUGACAAUGAGCAAAGCGUCAAUUCUGCCAAACUGACAUGUACUGAGUACCAAGUCAAUAAACCUUCAGAAUCAGAGGGGAAUAUUGAGGAAAAACUGUCAGCACCUGAGGCAAAAGUAAAUCCCAUAGCAGCGGAUGUCAUGGUAGAAGUGUUUCCAUUACUGCCUAUCACUGUAACAGUCGAUAACUUGAAUGGAAGUAGUUUAGGAGAAGCAAGAGAUUUGAAUAAUCCUUUGGAAGAACAAGAGAUUGAAAAGGUGGAGUUGGAACCAGGCAAUGGUAGUUUUCUAUCUGAUGGAAUGAAUUCCGUGAAGAGUUCUAAUUUGGGGGAUGAUAAAUCAGUGGCAAACCUUUCAAGUUUAGUGGACAAGGAAGUAGUAGAAGACCUUGUAGAGCCAUCAUUUGAAGACUCAAAUUGCUCAGCCCCUGGAGAAGGCAUUAAGGAUGAUGGUCAUGAUGUCAAAGUGUUUGAAGCUGAAGUAUAUCGCAAUGAUGUUGGAACACCUCAACCGCUUGAGAAAGGCCAGGAACUUGCUGAAGCUGAGGCCUUAAGUGCUCCAAAUAACGUCCAUACCAAUAUUCUCAAUGGCACUUAUACUGGCAGUAGUAGUGGUGAGGUAAACGUCCCCAGGAUGAGUGUGAACCAACCUAAAGCUGAUGUUCAGUGCAGUGGCAACUCCCAGAAAGGAAGCAACCCGACGUUAGAUAGAAUAAAUCUUGAAUCUUGGAAAACAACCAGAAGAUCCGGAAAACCAGAAAAAAAUCCGCUUCUGGACACUAUUAAAGCAUUUGUAGUCGCCUUUAUAAAAUUUUGGACCGAGUAAAAUGCUUGGAGACUGCUUUAUGGAUAUAGAGAACUAUAUACCAGCCAGAUAGUGGCUGAUGUCUUGGGGUAGUUCUUAUGUUAAAUUGCGUGGUUGUUUCUUCUUCCUCUUUUUGGGAGGGUCUAGUUGGAGGUACUUGCAUGGACACUCAAGGACAUGUCUCUCUCUCUCUCUCUCUCCCAUGCUCUGCUCCCUUGUACUCUUGCUUGUGAAUUCUUAAGUGAGAUCAGCAUGUUAAUCUUUUCCGUAC
Juglans regia (Persian walnut) is the source of this 1927-nucleotide messenger RNA. RefSeq lists its product as uncharacterized. NCBI's taxonomy places the organism in Eukaryota, Viridiplantae, Streptophyta, Magnoliopsida, Fagales, Juglandaceae. Bases 154 to 1677 code for a protein of 507 amino acids. The transcript has 5 exons. The record is from RefSeq and is a predicted model, not a curated record.